AUGGCUAUCAUGUGCGCUGGAUACGGGGCGGUUUGUGAUCGACCAAGCAGCAGCUCGAUGAAUAUGGCGUGUAUUGGGGACGCAGACCCUUUCACCGCUGCGAUACCUGCCACCAAAGUUGAACUAACGGUUUCUUGUAGAAAUCUCCUGGACAGAGACACAUUCUCCAAGUCUGAUCCAAUUUGUGUGCUCUACACUCAAGGAAUAGCCAACAGGGAAUGGAGAGAGUUUGGCAGGACAGAAGUCAUAGACAACACCCUCAACCCUGACUUUGUUCGCAAAUUCAUCCUGGACUACUUCUUUGAGGAGAGGCAGAAUCUACGCUUUGACCUGUACGAUUUAGACUGCAAGAGCGACAACCUCUCUAAACACGACUUCCUGGGCCAGGCUUUCUGUACACUGGGUGAAAUAGUCGGCUCUCUGGGAAGCCGCUUGGAAAAACCUUUGAUUGGGAUCCCAGGGAAGAAAUGUGGCACCAUCAUAGUGAGAGCAGAAGAGCUGAGCAACUGCAGGGAGUCGGUGAUGCUGCAGUUCUGUGGCAACAAGCUGGAUAAGAAAGACUUCUUUGGAAAAUCUGAUCCUUUCCUCGUCUUUUACCGCAGUAACGAAGACGGAUCGUACACCAUCUGCCACAAAACAGAAGUGGUGAAGAAUACUCUGGACCCUGUGUGGCAGGCUUUUAAAAUUCCUGUCAGGGCGCUGUGUAACGGAGACUAUGACAGGAGCAUAAAGGUGGAGGUGUACGACUGGGACCGAGAUGGAGGCCACGACUUCAUCGGCGAGUUCAGCACCAGCUACAGAGAAAUGUCCAGAAGCCAGUCACAGUUCCACGUCUAUGAGGUGCUAAAUCCAAAGAAAAAAGGAAAGAAGAAGAAAAAGUACCAAAACUCAGGAACGGUCACUCUUCUGUCCUGCCUGGUGGACACUGAACUCUCAUUCCUGGACUACAUUAGAGGCGGGACUCAGAUUAAUUUCACAGUGGCAAUUGAUUUCACAGCAUCAAAUGGCAACCCGUCCCAGCCCACCUCGCUCCAUUACAUGAGCCCGUACCAGCUGAACGACUACGCCAUGGCGCUGCGGGCUGUCGGAGAAAUCAUCCAGGACUACGACAGCGACAAGAUGUUUCCUGCACUUGGCUUUGGUGCCAAGCUUCCCCCAGACGGACGGGUCUCGCAUGAGUUUGCCCUGAACGGUAAUCCACAGAACCCCUACUGCAACGGCAUUGAGGGGGUGAUGGAGGCCUAUUACCAGAGUCUCAAAUCUGUGCGUCUCUACGGACCCACCCACUUCUCCCCCGUUAUUAACCAUGUGGCCAGGUAUGCGUCAGCGGUGACAGACGGAUCACAGUACUUCAUCCUCCUCAUCAUCUCCGACGGCGUGAUCACAGACAUGGCGCAGACCAAGGAGUCUAUAGUCAAUGCCGCAUCUCUUCCCAUGUCAAUUAUAAUAGUUGGGGUUGGACCAGCAGAAUUUGAUGAAAUGAUCGAGCUGGACGGAGACGAGGAGAGGAUCUCAUCCCAAGGACGAUACGCAGAGAGGGACAUUGUUCAGUUUGUUCCUUUCAGAGACUACAUCGACCGACGAGGAAACCACAUCCUCAGCAUGGCUCGUCUGGCUAAAGAAGUGCUUGCUGAAAUCCCCGACCAGUUCCUGUCCUACAUGAGGACCAGAGGCAUCAAACCCGGGCCCCUGCCACCUCCUUACACCCCCUGCCCACCACCAGCCAUCCACCCCCUUCUCGCCAGACGGGUAAGCCGAAUUUAA
Seriola dumerili (greater amberjack) is the source of this 1764-nucleotide messenger RNA. RefSeq names its product copine-8-like. The transcript is spliced from 21 exons. Bases 1 to 1764 code for a protein of 587 amino acids. Gene Ontology annotation, biological process: cellular response to calcium ion. Gene Ontology annotation, molecular function: calcium-dependent phospholipid binding. Gene Ontology annotation, cellular component: plasma membrane. NCBI's taxonomy places the organism in Eukaryota, Metazoa, Chordata, Actinopteri, Carangiformes, Carangidae. The record is from RefSeq and is a predicted model, not a curated record.